AUGCGGCAAAGAACAAUCAAGAAAAUGCAAGACCAGGCUGCCAAAAGCGAAGCAGAGCUCCGUCAGAUAGCUGCUCUUGCGUCCCGCAGUAUUUCAAGAACACUUUCGACUCAAAAGAGAACUCUUCCAAGCGGCAUUGCUGCUGCGAUGGCUCUCGCAAAGGAAAUCAGUGCCGAGCAAGCGGCGGAGGACGUUCCGAUAGUAGGGAGCACCCGUGACUUUGCCGAUACUAUCAAAAGGCUUGGAUCUGAGAUGCAGAGCCAAAGAGCCGAGAAUUCGAAAGAAGCCAAAAAAAGAGAGCAAAAAUUCAUGGAGGAAACGGCCAAAACCUCAUCACAACGCAAAACGUUCACUAAAGUGCUUGCCGAAGUUGAAAAUAUUCUAAAACUUAAACACGAGCCCGCAUGAGUUGCAGGUUUGAUUAAGCGAUGUGCCUCAAAGCACACCGAAGACAUCUAUGUUGUGAGCAACAUAGACUAGUGUACCGUCGGAAAUCUGUUUUCUGCGGUUCGCGAGAUAUCGCGAAACCGACGCGGAGCUUGCUGGAAAUCCAUUUGCACCAGACUUGUCGCAUGUGGAUUGAAUAAAGUCAACGAUGCAAGCGAUGAAAUAGGCUUCGUCAUUAGAAUAGAUCCCUUUAUCUGGUGAUACGAACCAUGAGGAACCACCGACCGACUUGACAGUUGCCUUUAAGCCCUUAAUACAAGGAACCAAGCGCCUACCAGUGUGACAUGCCAAAGUGUCAUAUCCCAUGAUCUUGCGACUGCCCAUGGCGCGAUGGAAAGCGUGUUCGACCUUGCGGUCACAAUCAGCUCCCUCUGAAGACGUAGGAAAGAAAUCGGUCGUGCCAUCAAACGUGAUGGGUAAGUAAAACGCGUUAAUGCCAGUGCUGGU
Molecule: messenger RNA, 894 nt
Organism: Chondrus crispus (carragheen)
Lineage: Eukaryota; Rhodophyta; Florideophyceae; Gigartinales; Gigartinaceae
Exons: 3
Coding region: 1-408 (135 amino acids)
Source: RefSeq, a predicted model, not a curated record